AUGGCAAGGUUGCUUGUUGAAAAUGGUUCCAGAACAGACGUUCUAUUUUCAGGUAGUCUGAUAUUAAAGGAUCAUGUCACAAAACAGCUUAUAAGUGAGACCAGCAAAGCAUGGGAAAUUCACAUGGAAACUCCUUUGAUUGCCGCAAUUAGAGAAGGUAGAACAUCAAUUGUUGCAUUGCUUAUAGACAAUAAUGUUGAUGUUAAUUUCAGAUGUCAAUCUGGAAUGACAGCUCUUUUUGCAGCAAUUCUCAAAGGAGACAAAGACAUUUUUGAAAUUUUAUUAAUGGGCAAACUAAAUGUUAACCAGCGCUUUUCGAAUCCAAAGAAAAUCAAGAUUCCAAUUAAUGAAGGAGAAACACCAAUCGAGUUAGCUCACAGGCUCCAUCGAUUUGAAUUUGAAGAAGCUCUCAAGAACUACGACCCAGAUAUCAUCCAUAUUCCUCAAAUGAUGAUGCCAUCUUUCUUCGACUUUUUAAUGAAAAUGGAUAAAUAA
Trichomonas vaginalis G3 is the source of this 495-nucleotide messenger RNA. RefSeq names its product Tre-2/BUB2p/Cdc16p domain-containing protein. The record is from RefSeq and is a predicted model, not a curated record. The transcript has a single exon. Lineage: Eukaryota; Parabasalia; Trichomonadida; Trichomonadidae. The coding region runs from base 1 to 495 and encodes 164 amino acids. Gene Ontology annotation, molecular function: protein binding.